AUGGGGAAGUGGGCACCCUACAGCCGUGAUGUGAAAUCCAAAGAGGGCCAGGAGCUCACGGCGGCUGACCAGGACUGCGGUGCCCCCGAGGAAAUGAGUAAACGACCCGCCAGCAGCCUGGGGGCGGCGCCGGGGCCCCUGGAGAGCCCGCGCGCGCCCCGGACCAGCCCGGAGCAGGAGCUGCCCGCCGCGCCGCCGCCGCGUGUGCCCAGGUCGGCUUCCACGGGCGCCCCAACUUUCCAGUCCCCUGACGCGCGAGCCCGUGAGGCCGAGCGGCCGGGAGCGGGGGCCUGCACGGCCGGGGGCGCGGGGCCCGGCGACGCCCUGCAGUGUAGGAUCCCGGCGCUGCGCGGCCCCGAGGGGGAUGCCGCCGCGAGUGCGGGCAAGGGCACCCUGGAGCGCAACAGCACCCCGGCCGGGGGCUGGGUGAAUAUGAGCCAGAGCGCCGUGGUGCUGGGCACGGAUGGGAUCACGUCCGUGCUCCCGGGCAGCGUGGCCACCGCGGCCGCCCAGGAGGACGAGCAAGGGGAUGAGAAUAAGGCCCGAGGGAACUGGUCCAGCAAACUGGACUUCAUCCUGUCCAUGGUGGGGUACGCAGUGGGGCUGGGCAAUGUCUGGAGGUUUCCCUACCUGGCCUUCCAGAACGGGGGAGGUGCUUUCCUCAUCCCCUACCUGAUGAUGCUGGCUCUGGCUGGGUUACCCAUCUUCUUCCUCGAAGUGUCACUGGGCCAGUUUGCCAGCCAGGGGCCAGUGUCUGUGUGGAAGGCCAUCCCGGCCCUACAAGGCUGUGGCAUCGCAAUGCUGAUCAUCUCGGUCCUGAUAGCCAUAUACUACAAUGUGAUUAUCUGCUACACACUUUUCUACCUGUUUGCCUCCUUUGUGUCUGUGCUGCCCUGGGGCUCCUGCAACAACCCUUGGAACACACCAGAAUGCAAAGAUAAAACCAAACUUUUGUUAGAUUCCUGUGUCAUCGGCGACCAUCCCAAAAUACAGAUCAAGAACUCAACUUUCUGCAUGACUGCCUACCCCAACUUGACAAUGGUUAACUUCACCAGCCAGGCCAAUAAGACAUUUGUCAGCGGGAGUGAAGAGUAUUUCAAGUACUUUGUGCUGAAGAUCUCUGCUGGAAUUGAGUAUCCCGGGGAAAUCAGGUGGCCACUGGCCUUCUGCCUCUUCCUGGCUUGGGUGAUUGUGUACGCGUCCCUGGCGAAAGGAAUCAAGACUUCAGGGAAGGUGGUGUACUUCACGGCCACGUUCCCGUACGUCGUGCUCGUGAUCCUCCUCAUCCGCGGCAUUACCCUGCCCGGAGCCGGCGCUGGGAUCUGGUACUUCAUCACACCCAAGUGGGAGAAGCUCACGGAUGCCACGGUGUGGAAGGAUGCGGCCACCCAGAUUUUCUUCUCGCUGUCCGCCGCAUGGGGAGGCCUGAUCACUCUCUCUUCCUACAACAAAUUCCACAAUAACUGCUACAGGGACACCCUAAUUGUAACCUGCACCAACAGUGCCACGAGCAUCUUUGCCGGUUUUGUCAUCUUCUCGGUGAUUGGCUUCAUGGCCAACGAACGCAAAGUCAACAUUGAGAACGUGGCAGACCAAGGACCAGGCAUUGCAUUUGUGGUCUACCCAGAAGCCCUAACCAGGCUGCCCCUAUCUCCAUUCUGGGCCAUCAUCUUUUUCCUGAUGCUCCUCACUCUUGGACUUGACACCAUGUUUGCCACCAUCGAGACCAUCGUGACCUCCAUCUCGGACGAGUUCCCCAAGUACCUGCGCACACACAAGCCGGUCUUCACUCUGGGCUGCUGUAUUUGUUUCUUCAUCAUGGGCUUCCCAAUGAUCACUCAGGGCGGAAUUUACAUGUUUCAGCUUGUGGACACAUACGCCGCAUCCUACGCCCUCGUCAUCAUUGCCAUUUUUGAGCUCGUGGGGAUCUCCUACGUGUACGGCUUGCAGAGAUUCUGCGAAGAUAUAGAGAUGAUGAUUGGAUUCCAGCCAAACAUCUUCUGGAAAGUCUGCUGGGCAUUUGUCACUCCAACCAUCUUAACCUUUAUCCUUUGCUUCAGCUUUUACCAGUGGGAACCCAUGACCUAUGGCUCUUACCGCUACCCUAACUGGUCCAUGGUGCUUGGAUGGCUAAUGCUCGCCUGUUCAGUUAUCUGGAUCCCAAUUAUGUUUGUGAUAAAAAUGCAUCUGGCCCCUGGCAGAUUUAUUGAGAGGCUCAAGUUGGUGUGCUCGCCACAGCCGGACUGGGGCCCAUUCCUAGCUCAGCACCGUGGAGAGCGUUACAAGAACAUGAUCGACCCCUUGGGAACCUCUUCCCUGGGACUCAAACUGCCAGUGAAGGAUUUGGAACUGGGCACCCAGUGCUAG
Messenger RNA from Nyctereutes procyonoides (raccoon dog), 2367 nucleotides. RefSeq names its product solute carrier family 6 member 5 (gene SLC6A5). NCBI's taxonomy places the organism in Eukaryota, Metazoa, Chordata, Mammalia, Carnivora, Canidae. Gene Ontology annotation, molecular function: glycine:sodium symporter activity. The record is from RefSeq and is a predicted model, not a curated record. Gene Ontology annotation, cellular component: membrane. The transcript has 16 exons. The coding region runs from base 1 to 2367 and encodes 788 amino acids. Gene Ontology annotation, biological process: glycine import across plasma membrane; synaptic transmission, glycinergic; sodium ion transmembrane transport.